Molecule: messenger RNA, 393 nt
Organism: Monoraphidium neglectum
Lineage: Eukaryota; Viridiplantae; Chlorophyta; Chlorophyceae; Sphaeropleales; Selenastraceae
Exons: 5
Coding region: 1-393 (130 amino acids)
Source: RefSeq, a predicted model, not a curated record
AUGCGCCUGGCUGUCGCCGCCCUCGUGCUGCUGGGCGCCCUGGCCUGCGUCAGUGCAUCCCCCAAGGGUGACGCCAACGAGGUCAACCAAAACAUGCGCAUCACCCAAAUCGGCAGCGGCAACACCGCCAUCGAAGACAGGGCGAGCCAGGCCGCCUUCAUCAACCAGGGCAAGGGCAACAAGAUCAACCAGGACAUCACGACGUACACCCGCGCCUCCGCUAUCGAAGUCAACGCCGGUGCCAAGGGCAAGAAGUUUGGCGGCCGCAAGAUGCUGGCGGGCAACACGCCUGCCUUCCAGCCUGAUGUCGGGGUCAAGAGCAACGUCGGCGUGCAGGUCCAGCCCAACAGGAACGGUGUUAGCACCAACAUCUACGCCGUCCCCCAGGUGUGA